Molecule: messenger RNA, 146 nt
Organism: Trichomonas vaginalis G3
Lineage: Eukaryota; Parabasalia; Trichomonadida; Trichomonadidae
Exons: 1
Source: RefSeq, a predicted model, not a curated record
AUGGAUAGAAAAUCUGCUAGAAUAAAAGCAGAGUUACAAAGAUAUGGUUGGAGAGUUUCGAAGAAUUUUAAAUAUAGGAAAGGAAGACCCAUAAAAGUCUAUGACAAAUUGUCUGGUCUUCGCUACGAAAUGGAUUUGAAAACAGC